UUAACCUGCUCCAUGACUGUAUCUUAGAUAGAUAGGUAGAUAACGUUACUAGAUAGAGUCUUGUCUUGUGAGGAAUAAUCUUCAGCAUUAUAAUUUUGACAUUUUCACGCGAGUCAGAACAAACAGGAAAUAUAGAAAUAGACAGUGAACUCUGGACUGGGACCACUCAGCAGUAGGCUAGUAUAGUAAGUGGGCCGACCUUGUUACCAGGCUGCGACCAAUCAUUGUAUUCUUCUCUACUGACAUCAAACACAACGUGAGCAGCGGUACGAGCAGUGCGACGGGAUCUGUGCUAGUACGUGUGCCAGAUAAGUCUGUGGAAUUUUGACAGAUGGACUGGCCCUUUCACAAUGUCCCAGAAUUGAUUGUACCAUCCACUCUAUGAAAAAGCACCUCCUGAAAAAAGACCCCCAUGUGUAUCAUCUUCUUCAAGUUUGACCCACGGCCUGCAUCCAAAAAUGCAUACAGGCUGAUCUUGGCUGCCAACCGAGAUGAAUUCUACAACCGUCCGUCCAAGGCUGCAGACUUCUGGGGCUCCAGCAAUGAGAUCCUUAGUGGCCUGGACCUGGAGGAGGGGAAGGAAGGUGGCUCAUGGCUGGGGAUCAGUAAGAGGGGCAAGCUGGCCGCACUGACCAAUUACCUGGAGGGCCGGCAAAAUCCUGAUGCACAGGGAAGAGGCUUUUUGGUGUCCAACUACUUGACGGACAAUUUGGACAGCUUCUCUUACCUUCGCAAGGUGUCCAACGAAGGGCAUCUCUACAAUGGCUUCAACCUCCUAACGGCAGAGUUCAAGGCCAAUGAAGACACGGUGUGUUACUAUGGAAACAAAGGCAGUUCGGAACCCAUCCGUCUGAAGCCAGCAGGAAUCUACGGGCUGAGUAACUCCCUCUUGGAGACGCCUUGGAAGAAGCUGCAGCACGGCAAGCGGCUCUUCUCCAACGUGGUUGGGCGCACACUGCCCCCCGAUGGCAUGGUGCAGGAACUGCUGCAAAUUCUCAACAACGAGGACCUACAGUCUCCUGACCCAGCGCAGGAGAGUCAGGGAGAGGGCUACAGUAAGCCCAUGCUCCGCUCGCUGUCUGCUGUGUGCGUCCGAGCCACAGGAUAUGGCACAAGGACCAACACAAUUAUCCUCAUCGAUGCAGCAGGGAACGUGACCUUCACAGAGCGCACCAUGAUCAACUCGGACAUCAGCCGGUGGAGCACCAACUCGUUCCAGUUCCAACUGAACGAGUGAACAACGGACGAAUGCUCGGGGGGGGAUAUUACGCUGUGCCUUCUUGGAAAUCUCUCCCCACCUCUCCUCCUAGCCCCACACCUCACUCUCACAAGCCAUGACCGCCUGUGUUACUGCAUGAGAACGGAGGGUGUAAGGUAGAAGAGGUGGAAUCCAAAUGAGUUGUCACUGCUUUGUGAGCCGGACUGGUUGCACUAUAGAAAUCAUGUUAUGGAAACCAUAUGUAAGCUUUGCUUGGAUAUGCUGCUGAAGGUGUGGAUACAACAGAGCUACAUCAUUUAUAAUUACAGGAUUUUUGUUAUCAUCACAUAUUAUUUGAAACAAUAUUAUUAUCAUGAUUUUUUAUUGAAUAGAAAUAAAACAAUAUAUCUCAACAAUGUGUGGACUUAAUGCUUUCUGCCAAAGAAAUUAUGUAUUUUCCAUUUUGGAGACUAACAACUAAUGUAACUUUGAUGUUGCUGUAAUGAUUUGAUUAUGGAUUGUGGAAAGAAAUGUGAUACCACAGGAUAGAUGAGAGAUUCUGACCGUUCUAAAAAUCUCCAACCAUGUUAAAUUGAAUCAAUCAGUUCUCUUGAUCAUUGACUGGUAAAUUUCAGUAAUGAUGUAUUGGUCCACUUUUUAGGCUUCACUGGACAAUGAUGUUCAAAACUACAUGUUAAGUGUUUACACUGAAGCAAAGCUAGUUUUUACCAUAGUGGCAAAAAGGUCUUGGACUAUGAUGCAAUUCUUGGCAGGAAAUAGGCUCUCCUAAAUCAAAAGAACUUUGAAGCAAGAGUAUAUUUGAAUUGUAUUGUUCAGGAUAAAUCAUGAGAAACAGAGGUGUUGUCCCUUAUCCCUGUCCCACACCCCUACAAAUUGUUGCACACUUUCUUUGCUUUCUGGGCCACACUGUUUCUCAGUAACACCAGACAGAAAUUUUCCUGACUUUUUUUGUAACCGUAGGAAUGGGAACACUGAGUGUCCUCUCACAACUCAGGAGACUAUUCUGAAACGCAACAGUUUACCCAUCAUGCCUUGUGAAUAUGUUAAUAAAAAGCACUUCCUGAAGCAAAAA
This is a messenger RNA of Alosa alosa (allis shad), 2291 nucleotides long. It is a transcript of the gene tango2, whose product is annotated as transport and golgi organization 2 homolog (Drosophila). The record is from RefSeq and is a predicted model, not a curated record. Lineage: Eukaryota; Metazoa; Chordata; Actinopteri; Clupeiformes; Clupeidae. Gene Ontology annotation, biological process: Golgi organization; protein secretion. Gene Ontology annotation, cellular component: Golgi apparatus. The transcript has 9 exons. Bases 413 to 1237 code for a protein of 274 amino acids.